CUUCGGGUGGGGUUAGGAGAGUGCGAGGGGGGUUUGGUAGAAUAACGAACGGAUUGCCUUCUACUUUUGACGAAGACGAAUCUGAAGAAGAAGAAUAAAAGUUUAACGACGACGACGACGAAGCCGCCCGCCAUGGAUGAAAUUAUGGCGUACCAGAUCGAAACGUGGAUCGAGUAUGCCUUCUGCACAACAGUUAUGGCUCUGCGCCUUUUCGUGCGAAUCCGGAUCCGAGGGCGGAAGGGACUCGACUGGGACGACUAUCUGAUGGGGUUGGCUUUUGCAACUGUUACGGUGAUGUCGGCCGCGGCGCACAUGGUCUCGACCUAUGGCCACAACAAGGUCCCCGGCAUUGGUGAAGCAUCGAAUCCAGCGAGGCUGAAGCUCGUCACCGAGAACCCCGAGUUGGCUGAACAGCUGGCGACGGGCUCCAAGUUCUUCCUGGUAGGAUGGUUCAUGUACCCCGGAUUCGUAUGGACAUUGAAACUAUGUAUGGUUUUCUUCUUGAGGCGGCUUGUGGCCGGCAUUUGGGUGGAGAAGUUUAUCAUUCCAAUGAUGGUUUUGGUCUGUACAUGCUAUGUCAUCAUCAUCAUCGUAGUCACCACCAGCUGCCGACCUUUUUACAAAUACUGGCAGAUAUACCCUGACCCUGGAUAUAACUGUUACCCAGACACUCUUGGGCUAUAUGUAGCAGUUCUAGUCAUGAACCUGUUCACAGAUACUUGCCUUGUUCUAAUACCGCUACCAAUUAUCCGUCGAGCCAGCAUGUCUUUUUGGAAGAUGGUGGGCUUAGGCGUCCUCUUGUCGGCAGGUGUCUUUAUCAUGGUCGCCGCCAUUCUCCGAGUCUACAUGUCUAUCACGAGCCCCAGCGGCGCCACCCCUGCCUUCUGGGCCUGUCGAGAAGCAACCGUAGCCUGCUUCGUGGUCAACGCGCCCCUGCUGAUCCCCUUAUUCAAGAAGGAGUUCUGGACCGGCGAACUGAGCGAGUCGAGCACGUACAACUACAAUUCGCGCGAGGGCAACCCUGCCCAUAUCAAACUACCAGAGCGCAAGGACCGGAAGAAGUUUAGGCAUCCCACCGACAUGGAAACGUACAUCAAAGACCGAACCAUCGUCGAUGUCGAAUCAUCCAGCACUGAGUAUAUCAAUCGCCCAUCUGACUCGAACAUCCACGUGAAGAGAGAUGUGGUUAUCGAUUCAUUUGCUAACUGGAACGACCCCAAUAUCGAGCCGAUACCAAACCGAGGGUUUAAUGGUUAAGGACAUGCUGCAUAUGGAGGAGAACACGUAACGAUGGGAGUCUUAUCGAAAUUAAAAAUCCAGCCUGGCGGAGCUGCACUACCUAGUCAAGACAGACUCCAAUAUCCCCACGCCCUGCCGACAUCAACUGCGCCGCCCCCGCCUAACUUGGCGGGCCUAAUAGAAGGUGAUGGUUGAGGAUCCAAUAGGCCAAGAUAGAUAGUGCAUCGAUAGGUGAUAUACAGGAGUA
Molecule: messenger RNA, 1486 nt
Organism: Hypoxylon fragiforme
Lineage: Eukaryota; Fungi; Ascomycota; Sordariomycetes; Xylariales; Hypoxylaceae
Exons: 5
Coding region: 133-1257 (374 amino acids)
Source: RefSeq, a predicted model, not a curated record